Molecule: messenger RNA, 1599 nt
Organism: Rotaria sordida
Lineage: Eukaryota; Metazoa; Rotifera; Eurotatoria; Philodinida; Philodinidae
Source: the annotation of a GenBank genome assembly
AUGGCAGUUUUACCAUUUUUGACAUACAAAAUUUUACCAAGUCAAACUAUUAUUAGAGAAAAUAUUCGUCUUGGUCAUGUAAAAGAAGAUAUUGAUGCUUUAAUACAUGCACUUACUCCUAUAUUAUUCAUUACAAAAUCAGGAGUACCUAGACCACUUUUUCUUGAUCCAGGCGUUGUACAACAUUUGAUAGAUAAACCAGCUACAUUAAAUUUAUUACAACUUUUUGGUUGGGUUCCAAAUAAUCGAGGUGAUUAUGUAUUUGUUAAUGCUAAUUCACCAGAAGAAACAAAUCAACGUGAGAAAAUAGCAAAUGAAUUUCGUCAAUUUUACGAUGAAUUAAAAAAGAUUAAAGGUCAAGAUAUUAGCUCGGUAGAAAAUUCUCAUACAAUCAUAACAACAAGACCAUUCUCAUCCUAUCAUAUAAUACCGGCUGAAACAAUUAUUAGAGAUAAUAUUCGCGUAGGAAGUAUAAAAGAAGAUCUUGAUUCUCUGUUCCGUGCACUUACUCCGAUAGUAUAUCUUACUAAGCCAGGUGUACCUAAACCACCUUUUCUUGAUCCUAGUAUUAUUCAACAAUUAGCCGAUAAACCUGGAACAUUGAAUUUAUUACCACUUUUUGGUUGUACUUUAAAUAAUCGUGGUGAUUAUAUUUUUGUUGAUGCAAAUAGAUCAGAAGAUAGUGCCUUACGUGAAGCAGCUGGAAAUGAAUUUCGUCAAUUUUAUGAUGAAUUAAAAAAAAUUAAGAAUGGUAGUAGUAUUGUUAUGGAAUAUUUUCUUAACCAUCCAAAUAAUAACUUUUCUCAAGUUGAUACAUGUUUGGGUGCACAACAAAUGGUUGAUAUCUUAACAACUAAAAAUCUAUCACUUGAAGAUCAAGCUCGAGAAUUACAAGAUACAGUUGAUAAUCUUUUUCAUGAAGUAUUCAAUAUUUUUUCUAAUCUCAAUUCUCGAUUUGCUGCUAUUGUUAAUAACAUGCCACUUAUGCCUGUUUAUUUGGGUCUAAAUGCAAUGAGUAUAACAGUAACUGAAUUCUAUUACACACAUUUAUCACAAUCAAACAUAUGUCAUCGUCUUAUUUCAUUAUGUAUUUCAAAUGAAUUUGCUUUUGAUAAUGGAUUAUGGUUAGCAUCACAUGUAUCUACAUUCAACAAUCUUCGUCAUUUAUCCUUAAUCGACAUUAAACGUUCUUCUUUCGAAUUGAUUAUUAAUGCAUUCUCACCCAAUACUCCUCUCAUCAUGUUUGCAAUACGAUUUUCAACUUACUCUCAUGCUGCUUAUACGUUUGUAGGUAUUCCUGAAGGUGCAUAUUAUGAACAAAUCUUUCACUUAUUUCCUUUUUUACGUGUAUGUGAUCUACGUUUCUGGCGAUGCAUAUACGACACUCUAGACAAUCAAAUAGUUCUACCAUUUGAUGAAGUUUUCAUGCCAAUUGAAACAAGCCUUUUUAACUUACAAUCAAUUGUAAUUCGAGAAUGUUCACCAGCCUUUCUGUUACAUUUACUUGAACAUCUUCCACAAUUGCAAGAUCUCAGCUUUGGUCUAACUACUCCUUGGCUACCUGAUAAACAUCCACUAAUGAAUGGUGUUAACAAGUAA